This is a messenger RNA of Oncorhynchus gorbuscha (pink salmon), 879 nucleotides long. RefSeq lists its product as uncharacterized. Lineage: Eukaryota; Metazoa; Chordata; Actinopteri; Salmoniformes; Salmonidae. The record is from RefSeq and is a predicted model, not a curated record. The transcript is spliced from 3 exons. Bases 1 to 621 code for a protein of 206 amino acids.
AUGGCCCAGUCCAUGUCUGGCCACAGCCAGGGCCUUUAUAGAAACAUGAUGGUGAAGGAGGUGGAGGAGGCCCAACGUGGCCUGUCUGGGACCUGUCUGAUCAACGUGGGAAACGCAAAACAAAUGCAAACCAGGAUCCAGAUGUCGCUGACCAAAGAGGAGUACUCUUGGUUUUCAGACUUCCUGAAAUUUAAGCACUGCCUCCCAGGGGGAAAGAAAGCCCGGUACUUCUUUUUCAAUUCCACCAACACUGAGAUGAAGAACCUGCCCGUCUACCUGAUGGAGGCGUGGAAGGAGAUGGGCCUGCCUGGACGCCCUACCUUCACUGACCUGCGGACUCCCAUCUUCAGUCAUGUUAAAAAAAACGUUCUCCCGAAUGCCGACGGGGAGACGUUGGCCGACUUCGUGCGCCACGACAGCCGGAUGGAAGCCAAACGUUACGCGGUGAAUCCUUCCAAAGCCGGUGAAACCAGCGCCUUCCGUGAGACAGGUGUUGAAGGGAGAAGAUACCGCACCACGGGCGCGGCAGAGAACCAGCCAUCCACCUCCAGAAAGCAGAAGACGAGAGAGGACGUCUCCGAGCGGAGCACCACCCCUGAAGAGACUGAGGUGCAGUACUAGGAGUCUGGCACGUCCCCCCGGGGAAGAGGAGCAGGAACGGACGGCCAGACAAACUCUAGGAAAAUAAGAUAUUCAGAGACAACGCAUCAGAUUACACUUGUACACCGUUUAACACUCAAGAACAAACAGAUACUCGGGCAGCUGGUGGUCUCCUCCAACUGAAUGUCGUCGCUCGCCUCCCACUGUGUCAGGUUCUGAGACACACCACUCAGACACACCACUCAGACACACCACACAGACACACCACACAGACACACC